This is a messenger RNA of Mesitornis unicolor (brown roatelo), 618 nucleotides long. It is a transcript of the gene NDUFS8, whose product is annotated as NADH dehydrogenase (ubiquinone) Fe-S protein 8, 23kDa (NADH-coenzyme Q reductase). The transcript is spliced from 5 exons. The annotation marks the transcript as partial. The record is from RefSeq and is a predicted model, not a curated record. Gene Ontology annotation, biological process: mitochondrial respiratory chain complex I assembly; mitochondrial electron transport, NADH to ubiquinone. Gene Ontology annotation, cellular component: membrane. NCBI's taxonomy places the organism in Eukaryota, Metazoa, Chordata, Aves, Mesitornithiformes, Mesitornithidae. Gene Ontology annotation, molecular function: 4 iron, 4 sulfur cluster binding; NADH dehydrogenase activity.
CCCCUGAUCCAUCCCUCUUCCCUAGCCCCAGGUCCACCGGCCCCCCCGGGCUACCUGUGCUCGCUCAGCACCACCACCCGCAGAGACUGCUAUAAGUACGUCAACGUCCAGGAGCCAGCCAUGGACAUGCGAUCCAUCACCGACCGGGCUGCCCAAACCCUGCUGUGGACAGAGCUUUUCCGAGGCCUGGCCAUGACACUGAGUUACCUUUUUCGGGAGCCAGCCACCAUCAACUACCCCUUUGAGAAGGGUCCUCUGAGCCCACGCUUCCGUGGGGAGCACGCCUUGCGCCGCUACCCCUCUGGGGAGGAGAGGUGCAUCGCCUGCAAGCUCUGUGAGGCUGUCUGCCCGGCACAGGCGAUCACCAUCGAAGCUGAACCCCGAGCUGACGGUAGCCGGCGCACCACCCGCUAUGACAUUGACAUGACCAAGUGCAUUUACUGCGGGUUCUGCCAGGAGGCCUGUCCCGUGGAUGCCAUCGUGGAGGGUCCCAACUUCGAGUUCUCGACAGAAACGCACGAGGAGCUGCUCUACAACAAGGAGAAGCUGCUCAAUAAUGGUGAUAAGUGGGAGGCUGAGAUCGCAGCCAACAUCCAGGCUGAUUACCUGUACCGGUGA